AUGUCGCGAGUCGCGACCUACCAAUCUAUGUCGCGACAUGAUGUCGCGACUUACCUGCUACUUAAAUUGACGGGCUCGUUUCUUUUGUGCAGGAAUACCCUCUUUCUCUCGCAAUACCCUAUCACUCUCGCGACCGACGACCCUAACCCCCAAUUUCGUCCAUUCCGACCAGCACCACCGGCAGCCACCAACUCCGACCACCGGCGCUUCCACCUCAAUCUCGACCUCGCACAACUUUCUCUCUCCCUCUCGCGACGCGGUUUAGAGAACCCUAGUUCGAUUCCUGUCAAUUCCGACCUCCGAUUAGCUUCUUCCGACGUCCUCUACACACGACCACCUGCUCAUCAGCGACCUUCACCACCGGCAGAAUCGCGCUUCCCUGCGACCACUUGCUCACUCUCAACCGCUCGCGACAGCUCACGCCCAGCCACCGCCGUCAACUGCUCGCCUCCGGCCAGCGCCAACACCCCUCCGUUCACCUGCUCGCCGGCGUCCACCUCCUCUGACCAACAGCGGCCACCAAGCACCUCCUUCGACAUCCACUGCCAGCGAUUUUUCUACAUAAUCAUCUUCACAGCUCGGCACCAUUUUCGGGGCAACAAGAGUAUUAACGCCCGAGCAUCCCGAUAUCCUAAGUCGACUCUCAUCAGUCGACUGAACUAA
Striga asiatica is the source of this 663-nucleotide messenger RNA. Lineage: Eukaryota; Viridiplantae; Streptophyta; Magnoliopsida; Lamiales; Orobanchaceae. The record is from the annotation of a GenBank genome assembly.